AUGUCCGAAAGCGACGUCAAGAAGACGAUCCAGCAGCUCCAUUCGCUGUCCGAGAGCAACCUCAGCAACGCUUCCGCCCUGUUGUCACGAGCAAAGAUCUCGCUGCUCAAACUACACGCCCUCGUCCCCAACGCCUCCACAUCCCACCAACAUCUUGCCCUCGCCCGCGAAGUCCUGGAGAUUGGCGCCUUCGUUUCCAUCCGCCAAAGAGAUCCCGAGUCUUUCACACGCUACUUUCAGCAACUCCAACCCUUCUACUCAUUACCUCACGACCGAUGGGGCUCUCACGAUAAGCACGGCAACCAGAGCAAGAUCACCGGCCUCUACCUACUACUCUUGCUGAGCCAAGGAGACUAUGCCGCCUUUCACACUGUCAUUGAAGGUCUCGAAAUGGCCUUCGGCGGCAGAAAGCGCCUGGACGAUGACGCCUUCAUUCAAUACCCCAUGAGACUGGAGCAGGCUUUGAUGGAGGGUAGCUACGACCGUGUUUGGAGCGAGGCCAAGGGCGAGAGAGUGCCCAGCCCUGAAUUUGCAGUCUUCUCCGAGGUCCUCGUCAACACAAUCCGCUCCGAAAUCGCCUCGUGCAGCGAGCGCGCAUACCCCUCCCUUCCCAUCUCCAACGCAAAGAACCUCCUCUUCCUCGAAUCCGAAGGCGCUGUCAUCUCGUUUGCACACUCGCGUGGCUGGGUCGCCAAGGAGGGUCGCAUCUAUUUCCCUGCCCAGCAAGAAGAGUUGGCACAGGGUGAGAAGGACAUUCUCUCUACCAGCGACAAGGUCAUCGAGAACACGCUCGAAUACGCCAGAAAGCUUGAGACCAUCGUCUAA
Molecule: messenger RNA, 825 nt
Organism: Aureobasidium namibiae CBS 147.97
Lineage: Eukaryota; Fungi; Ascomycota; Dothideomycetes; Dothideales; Saccotheciaceae
Exons: 2
Coding region: 1-825 (274 amino acids)
Biological process (GO): proteasome-mediated ubiquitin-dependent protein catabolic process
Cellular component (GO): cytosol; proteasome regulatory particle, lid subcomplex; nucleus
Source: RefSeq, a predicted model, not a curated record